AUGGCUUACAACGAUGACUCCGUACUUGCGCGACUCUCGUCGCUCAAUGAAAGCCAUGACAGCAUCGCCACGGCUGCGCAGUGGAUCAUGUUCCAUAGGCGCCAUGCAGACCGCACCGUACAACUUUGGUUGCAACGUCUCAAAGACUCUUCCAGCACGAAGCGACUGAGCUUGAUUUAUCUCGCAAACGAGGUGGCUCAGCAGUCUAAAAUACGGCAUAAAGACGACUUUAUUAUUGCAUUUGCGCCAGUGAUUGCAGAAGCUGCUGCCGUUGCUUAUAAGGGAGCGCCAGCGGAACUCCAGGCCAAACUCAAGCGCGUUAUAGACGUCUGGAGAGACCGAUCAAUUUUCGAAGCACCUAUUCAAGCUGCCAUUGAUGCUCGUAUUGGAGAGCUCGACAAGGCUCGUGGCAUGGCAAAGCCCGGGUUCAGUGGCUCUCCUUUCGGUGGAGCUUCUGCUGCCGCCGCUGCUUCCAUCCCAUCCGAAUUUGCUCCUUUGGUGUCUGCUCACCAAACUGUUACCAAGUUGAGCCCUCCUCUGAAGGCCACAAUCGCAUCUGCAAGUCAGGAGUACGAGAAACAAACUGACCCAUCAACACCUGUGCCUUCUGCGCCUGUCUACGCGGCUCGUCUGAAUGGCCUUCUCAAAACUUUGGCCAAUGCCGAGAAUGCAGUUGCCGAGUGUGUCAAGGCCAGGGAGGGCCUCGUUUCUGGCCUAGAGACACUACUCAAUGCUAACCGAGCCGCAUUGGAGCAGGAGAAAUCAGAUCACGCUCAAUUAAAGUCUCGCAAGGUCGAGAUUGAAGAGAAGAAGCAACAGGUUGAAGUUGGCAUCAUGCGAGCGUUGGGCCCAGCGGAGAGCAACGGAAAUUCUGGAGACGGAGAGUCUUCCAGCACUCCCGCUGAGCCAGACAGGCCAGAAAUGGAGGCUCUCACCCCUCCGGCAUUUGAGCCUUUCGACGCUCCUACACCAGAAGCACUAACACCAGAAGGUGAACCCGCUGCUGCUCUUGAGUCAGCUGGCGAAGAAGAGACUGCACACUACCAGUCAUUGCCGAUUUCCACCAACGGAUCUAACAAACGUCGCCGCGUCGAUAACGAAGAAUUUCCUGAUCUAGGAGGAGACGAUGGCAUCGAUGCUGAUGUUGCUCAGAUGCUCAAAGAAGGCUCCCAGUCGUGA
Molecule: messenger RNA, 1179 nt
Organism: Fusarium coffeatum
Lineage: Eukaryota; Fungi; Ascomycota; Sordariomycetes; Hypocreales; Nectriaceae
Exons: 4
Coding region: 1-1179 (392 amino acids)
Biological process (GO): mRNA 3'-end processing
Cellular component (GO): RNA polymerase II, holoenzyme
Molecular function (GO): RNA polymerase II C-terminal domain binding
Source: RefSeq, a predicted model, not a curated record